This is a messenger RNA of Penicillium psychrosexuale, 1293 nucleotides long. RefSeq lists its product as uncharacterized. The record is from RefSeq and is a predicted model, not a curated record. Gene Ontology annotation, molecular function: flavin adenine dinucleotide binding; monooxygenase activity. The transcript is spliced from 3 exons. Bases 1 to 1293 code for a protein of 430 amino acids. Lineage: Eukaryota; Fungi; Ascomycota; Eurotiomycetes; Eurotiales; Aspergillaceae.
AUGGCCGAGCGCAAUGUCCACGCAGGGGACAACUGGGCUCUCCGCUAUGACAACAUGCGUUUCCAUGUCCCCACGUCACUCUGCCACUUGCCCUAUAUGGACUAUGACCAGAAGCUCCUUACUUCCCACCGUCUUUCGAAAGAGGAUCUGGCUUCCCAGGUACGACAAUAUGUCAAGGCUUUCAAUCUCAACAUGAUCACCUCGGCACAGAUUCAAUGGACCGAGUAUGAUCCAUCGACUAAGCGGUGGAUAGUCAAGUUCCAGACUCCUGUUGGUCAACAUAAAGCAAUCUCUAAACACGUUGUCAUGGCCGCAGGUAUUGCAUCCCAAAAAAUGAAUAUACCAUCGAUAGCAGAUUCCCACCUGUACAAAGGUACCAGUAUUCAUUCAGAGCAAUACAAGAAUGCCGAGCAACUGAAGGAGAAGGGGGCGAAGUCAGUCAUAGUCAUUGGCUCCGCCAAUACAGCCUUCGACAUCCUCGAAGAUUGCUACGCUGCAGGAUUCCAAACAACAAUGAACGUGCGAUCGCCAACAUACAUAGUCCCAGUGGACUACGUCGAUAACCCAGCCAGCCUAGGCGCCUAUGAUUCCGGCGUUGAGCUCGCAGAUAACCGUUUUAUGACAGUCCCGACAAUCAUAGAUGCCCAAUUCGCCCGCAACUUGUUUGCGCAUUUCGCAUCACAGGAGCCAGAUCGCUACAAAGCUCUGGCAGCAGCUGGAUUCCCCGUCCUGGACAGCAACAACCCAGAAUGUGCAUUGAUGCAGAACCUGAUCGAGCGUGCUGGCGGACACUAUGUCGAUGUGGGCGGUACCAAGCUGUUGGAAGAAGGCAAGGCUGGUAUCAAAGCUAAUGUUGAGCCUGUUGCAUACACGGCAAUGGGGCUGCGGUUCUCGGAUGGCAGUCAUAUUGACGCGGAUGCUGUCAUCUGGUGUACGGGAUUUGCUGAUAAAAACGUGCGCGAAACUGCCGCUGAGAUCCUAGGAGGCUCUCCAGGUCAGGCUCCCGGCGGUGCCAAGAAUGACAAGAAUAGCGUGGACGGUGAGGCCAAUAGUAAGAAGAAGCUCGGCCCUCGCGAGAUUGCUGCUCGCAUCGACGCCACAUGGGGUGUUGAUUCCGAGGGCGAGAUACGUGGCUUAUGGAAGAGGCAGUCACGCCUUCAUGACUUCUGGGUGAUGGGUGGCUAUACACAGCAACACCGGUGGCACUCGAGGACGUUGGCGCUUCAAAUCAAAGCUGAGUUGGAUGGUGUUUUGCCGCCGGCUUAUCUAGAUACACCGAUCUUGACCAAUUAG